Owenia fusiformis is the source of this 2136-nucleotide messenger RNA. The record is from the annotation of a GenBank genome assembly. Lineage: Eukaryota; Metazoa; Annelida; Polychaeta; Sabellida; Oweniidae.
CGGAAGUUCUGCAUGGAAAGUUGAAAAAAUCUCAAGAUGGAUUUGUUGCCGAAGUCCCACAAAGAGUUUAGUUCAGCUGAAUAUUGGGAGAGAUUUUUCAAGAAGAGGGGAAACCAAGCAUUUGAAUGGUAUGGACAAUACCAGGAUCUCUGUGGAGUUAUUCACAAAUACAUGAAACAAGCCGACAAAACACUGGUGAUUGGCUGCGGAAAUUCUCGCCUCUCAGCUGACCUUUAUGAUGUAGGAUAUCAUGACAUCAGAAAUAUUGAUAUCAGCGAAGUCGUCAUAAAACAAAUGUCUGAUCAAAACUCAAAGAGCCGGCCUGAUAUGAAGUUCAUCCAAAUGGAUCUUACGAAAAUGACCUUUGCUGAUAAUGAGUUCAGUGUGGUGUUAGACAAGGGGACGUUAGAUGCCCUGCUGACCGAUUCAUCGGAAGAGACCAUUCAGAGAAUAGAUACCAUCUUUGGUGAAAUAGGACGUGUGUUAAAAGUUGGAGGGCGCUACAUAUGUAUCUCACUAGCGCAGGAACAUAUUUUGAAUAAAGUGUUAGAAUAUUUUCCGAAAGAAGGAUGGAUUGUGCGGGUGCAUAGAAUCAUACAAGACAACGACUUGGAGGACAGAGAGUUCCAGCUUCCAGUCUUUGCCUUUGUCUUCACCAAACUUAUGAAGUUACCCAACUUUAAACCUAUUUUUGAGGUUGGCCAGUUUGAUGACACUCUUGAGAGACUUGAGACAGCAGAGAAGGUGUGUGCCUCAAUACAAGGGAUGCAACAAUACUCAUUAGUCAGGCACCAUCUGCAGAAAAAGCAACAGAAGAACGAGCAACUCUCUCUGGAUCUCUACAGUUCUGCGUCAACAAAACCGCGAUAUACUCUCCACAUAGUCGAUCACCCCAAACAGCGAGCAGCCAACAGAUUUGCAGUAUUUAUAGUACCUGAGGGGAGGGAAACAGAAUGGCUGUUCUCAAGUGACGAAGGCAGACGUCAACUAUCUGAUAGUGCUGGAUUUGGUCGUCUGGUAGUUGUUAGUCUGAAUAGAGACCACAGUUACGCAGGGUUGGAGUCAGUGAAGAAUGAACUCUCAGAGAAAGUGCUGGAACUGGCUCCUGCUGACCUUGGACGUAUUCAGGUACCUUUCCUCUCUGCUGGUGAUGACAUCAACAAACGUCAAGUUCGUUACCGUGGCAACAGUGAGAUGAGUGGUAAUUAUGUCGUUGAAGAUGUUGAAGUUGACAAUGGUGCUACAUUCCGUCGAUUAAUCUUCUUAGCCAAUCAAAAUAUUGUCCAAUCUGAAGCUAAGCUAAGGAAAGAGUCUGGCCGUACAAAAGGUGGGAAAAAGAAGGCUGCUAAAUUUGUAGUUGACCCUACAUAUCUUGCAAAUGAGCAUCACCAUUCAAUGGUUGCUGGCCUCGUGUUAGUGGACAACUUUAAACAGAUCUUGGAUACUAAACUGUCUACCCUGCUGGUGGGUCUAGGGGGUGGUGGUUUACCCCACUUCAUACAUCACUUUUUCCCAAAGAUAUGGCUAGAUAUUGUUGACAUUGACCCAGCAAUGUUAACUAUAGCAACUGAAUGGUUCAACUUCCCUAAAGAUGACCGACUACAAGUUAACAUUGCAGAUGGACUCCAAUAUAUCAAGGAUCAGGCUGACAAAGGUGUAAAGCUACACGCUGUGAUGUUAGAUGUUGACAGCAAAGACAGUACUAUGGGAAUGAGCUGCCCCCCAAAACCAUUUAUCCACACAACAAUGCUCCAACAUAUAAAGUCUUUACUACUUCCUGGAGGAGUGUUCAUGUUAAAUUUAGUGUGUCGGGAACAGAAAUUACGUGAAGAAGCCACCGCAGAUUUGAAAACUGUAUUUCCUUAUAUAUUGACAAUUAACAUACCUGAGCAGGUUAAUGAGAUAAUAUAUGCCUUUCCUGAAGACAGACAAAAUACAUUGAACUUUGAUCUUGGUAGCAAAGGACUUCCCAAGCACAUAGCUGGGUAUUUGAAAACACUAGUAGAAGGAAUGAGAGAAUAUAGCAAGACUUCAUCAGUGCCAAGGUUAACGCAGAAGCUAGAUGGUUUACAUUUAAUAGGAUGAAUUUCUAAAUGAAGACUUCCAUUGAAAAUAAAAAUAAAACUUGAUAUGUUU